This is a messenger RNA of Pungitius pungitius (ninespine stickleback), 2383 nucleotides long. Its product is annotated as isocitrate dehydrogenase [NAD] subunit gamma, mitochondrial-like. Gene Ontology annotation, cellular component: mitochondrion. Lineage: Eukaryota; Metazoa; Chordata; Actinopteri; Perciformes; Gasterosteidae. The record is from RefSeq and is a predicted model, not a curated record. The transcript is spliced from 12 exons. The coding region runs from base 624 to 1796 and encodes 390 amino acids. Gene Ontology annotation, molecular function: oxidoreductase activity, acting on the CH-OH group of donors, NAD or NADP as acceptor; NAD binding; magnesium ion binding. Gene Ontology annotation, biological process: isocitrate metabolic process; tricarboxylic acid cycle.
ACUCCAAUUACCAGGUUGAUGAUAAUGACGGUUGGCAGAAAAUAAAAAAGCCAGAGUAGAAUCCAAGUGGCCCAAAACUGAUCACAAUAGCGUCGCCGUUAGUUUGUUUGCUAUUAGUAUGAUUCUGGUAAUAUUGCGUCUUGCAUUUUAACAUGUGAACGCGAUCGAUUAGGAUAAUAUUACGCUAUCGAAUACACUGGUACACUGAUGCUACCGAAUUACGAAUACAGCAGUGCAAAUAUAAUGUUGAUGUGAUGAAGACCAGCGAAAACAAAUUUACAUUAACUUGAAUAGAAUAUAAAUGACUGGAUGGUGUAACAGGUAGAAUUAAAAUGAUAGGACGGUUCAUGUUAAAUUGUGGGUGUUAAUGUUGCCUCCCGGUGGUUCAAAACAGUAUCGGACGGAACAAUUGCCAAGAAAAAAAUGGGGGAAUAAACUAACUAAGCCGCCAGGCCCUCGAGCCUGUCUAUUAAAGUAACCAUGGUGACAUGAUGCUAGCUUGUAGUAUAGAAAGCAACCAGAGAGAGAGGGUGUGUGUGUGAGAGAGAGUGAGAGAGAGAGAGAGAGAGCGCGCGCGAUAUUAAUGCCCCCGUGUCCUCCAUUCAUCCCCGGGAGGAGUGAACAUGACGGCCCGGUCAGUGUGCGCCCUUGCCGGAGCACUAAAGCUUGUGUUCAGCAACCGGUUAACCAGGGUUUAUGGUGCAGUUACAUGUAAUCAGAGACACAACUCGACUUACACCACCAUACCUCCCCCAGCGCGGUAUGGAGGCAGGCACACUGUAACACUGAUCCCCGGUGACGGCAUCGGACCUGAGCUGGCCAAACACGUGUGGGAACUUUUUCGGUUCUGCUGUGUGCCAGUGGACUUUGAGGUUGUCAAUGUGGACUCAUCUUUGGCCUCAGAAGAUGACAUUGAUGAUGCCAUAAUGGCUAUUAGACGCAAUGGAGUAGCACUUAAAGGUAACAUUGAAACCAACCAUAACCUGCCACCAUCCUACAAGUCCAGAAACAACCUGCUCCGCACCACUCUGGAUCUCUAUGCCAAUGUGAUGCACUGCCAGUCUCUACCAGGAGUGAGGACGCGCCACAGAAACAUCGACAUCAUGAUCGUCAGGGAGAACACAGAAGGAGAGUACAGCAGCCUGGAGCACGAGAAUGUACCCGGCGUUGUUGAAUGUCUGAAGAUCAUUACCAAGACCAAGUCUUUGCGCAUCGCUGAUUACGCAUUCAAAACUGCUCGGUCCAAUGGACGCCGACUCGUCACUGCUGUACACAAAGCUAAUAUUAUGAAGUUGGGGGAUGGCCUCUUCCUGGAUUGCUGUAAAGAGGUUGCGAGCGGUUACCCUGAAAUCACCUUUGAGAGCAUGAUUGUGGACAACACCACCAUGCAGCUGGUUUCCAGGCCCCAGCAGUUCGAUGUGAUGGUCAUGCCCAACCUGUAUGGAAACGUCGUGAGCAAUGUGUGCGCUGGGCUCGUUGGUGGACCGGGUCUGGUGCCUGGAGCAAACUACGGAGAGAACUACGCAGUGUUUGAGACGGGCACCAGGAACACCGGGAAGAGCAUUGCUAACAGCAACACAGCCAACCCCACGGCCAUGCUGCUGGCCUCCUGCCUGCUGCUGGAUCACCUGAAGCUCCACGACUACGCCAGCAUGAUCCGCAGAGCCGUCCUCUCCACCCUCACUGAGACCAAGCUGCACACUGCUGAUCUGGGAGGCCAAGGCUCCACCUCAGAAGUGCUCCAGCAUGUCAUGAAUGCAGUUCAGAGCACCGGGCCCCGGACACUGAGCAUGUAGAGCAAACGCACUACGUGCGCCUGUCCUGAUAUGGUCUUCAAUGCAAUUUCCUAUAAUCGGCAAGUUUUUGGAUAACAAUACUGACAGAAGAUUUAUUUAUUUUUUAUCUUAGUAGAGUUUCCUCUCCUUUUAAAAUUGUUUAUGCACUUUUUUCAGUUUGCAUCCUUUACCUGACAGAACCAUAAUGCUGUUUACUGUACCACACAGACCGAAUGCUGCACCUGUUUUCUGUUACACCCAAUCCUUUUCACAUUUAUUAGUUGGUUUAUUGUUUUUAUUAUGGCGUGGAACCAGAUAUAUUUGAUACGUUUCAUUUAUUUUCAUCCAAACAGAGGUUUUACUACUGAAUGUAUUAGGAAUUGAUGAGGCAUUGAUGAAGACAAUAGAACCCAUGUCCCUGUAGCUUGUUUUCAGAAUCUAUACACACAUUAAUGCAAGCAUUAAUGGAAAAGUCCACCUUCCUCCUCUUAGUUAAGGGUGGCCCAACUUUAAGAAAUCCUAAAAAAUAAUAAUCUUUAGUGUUCUAAUUCAGGUUUAUUUUCACUCCACUGAAACUGACUUCAAAAUAAAUGAUGGAUUGAAUCGUG